Molecule: messenger RNA, 3033 nt
Organism: Peromyscus eremicus (cactus mouse)
Lineage: Eukaryota; Metazoa; Chordata; Mammalia; Rodentia; Cricetidae
Gene: Ctsc
Product: cathepsin C
Exons: 4
Coding region: 83-502 (139 amino acids)
Cellular component (GO): lysosome
Molecular function (GO): cysteine-type endopeptidase activity
Source: RefSeq, a predicted model, not a curated record
CUCGAGCCACUAGGGUCGCCUGACUCCCAUCGCGCGGUGCUCCAGUUCUUUUGCUGCCAUCUGCUCCUGGGCGCCAUCAGCCAUGGGUCCCUGGCCCUACUUGGCGCGCGCCGCCCUGUUGCUGGUGUUCUUGGGAGUCGGCACCGUGCGUUCCGAUACACCUGCCAACUGCACCUACCCUGACCUGCUGGGCACCUGGGUCUUCCAGGUGGGCCCCAGAGGUCCCCGAAGCGACGUUAACUGCUCGGUGAUGGAACCAACAGAAGAAAACGUACAUGUUGUGGUACACCUUAAGAAGUUGGAUACAGCAUAUGAUGAGUUCGGCAAUUCUGGAUAUUUCACCCUCAUUUACAACCAAGGCUUCGAGAUUGUGUUGAAUGACUACAAAUGGUUUGCCUUUUUCAAGGAUGUCACUGAUUUUAUCAGUCAGUUGUUCAUGCAGCUGGGAACUGUGGGAAUAUAUGAUUUGCCACAUCUGAAGAACAAGCUGGUUAUUAAAUAGAUCGUCUGUUGAGAGGCUCUUUUAAUACCGCAGCCAAGAACAGACUUUGGUUUAAGAGGCCAAAGACUUGGAUCUACCUCUAGCAGCUAGCAGAGGCCAUGGCAGCUACAGUCCCUUCUGGAAUCUGUUUGCAUGUAAAAUGCAGAGGAGUCCUGGUGACCUACCUCCAAGGCAGCUGCCAUCCUGAACGUUUCCUUGGAAAACAAUAAUCACCACUAUGGAAUGUGAACAACCAGAAACUGCACAGAAUAAAGGAAAAGUACUGUGGAAGAGAUGAAGUCUCAGGGGGCUUCAGCAUUUAGCGUUUUCAUAAGAGGAACGAUUUCUUUCUUGUCUUAGUUAAAUACCGUCAUGUUGAAAUGGUUUCUCCAAACCUAGAUAGUUUGGAGUUUGGGUUUGGGGACCUUUUUUUUUCUAUGUUUUAUCACAGUGAAAAUUUUAUUCACAGUUAACUUGUCUCUUCCUGGGUGCCUUCACUUUCUUUACCUUGAAUAACUCCCAAACCUAAUGUAGAGGAAAAGAAGGCUUUGAGAUGACCUGAAAUGGACAGAUGUUAGCUAUCGGAGGGAAGAUGGUCCCAUGGAAGCCACAUAGAAGGCAGAAAAAUGUUUUCCUAGCCCAAUACUAAAAGGUAUAUCUUCUUGUACACAGUGGACUGAAGCACCCCCAGCGAGAAAGAUGAUGUGGUUAAUACUUUUCUUCUUCUCUUGACCUUUCUUUACUUCUUUUUCUCUUCUGUUUCUUCACUUUGUUUUUUAGAUUAGGUGCUAGCUAAGUUGACAUACUAUGAAUCUGAAACUCCCAUAAAAUUGAUAGGACUAGUUUCCUUUUACAGAGAGCAAUGGUUAACCUCUUAUAAAGCAUAAGCUCACAUAGUUUCUGACUGUAAAAUGAUACUCCUAAUCUCAAAACUAAGACCUUCCCUGGGGCUAAAAAGUAAAAGGAAAGCCAUCUUAACAAAGUAAAUGGUAUUUAAAACCACAUUUGGGUAGUUUUUCUGGUGCAUUCCAGCACAUAAGCAUCAUGAGGUUAGUUUAAUGGGUUGGAGUGUAUAUUGCAUUGGCUGUUACUGGAGUCUUAGGAGAGUGCCUUUCUGGUUUAGGUUUCCUUACCACUGAGCCCCAUCACUUUCUUACUUUAAACCAGAGUCUUUUCAGUCAGCAGGUAACACUAGCUUGUCUUUCCCCUCUGCAAGCUUUUAAACUGAAGUAGAAACCCCAAAGAAAUCCCUUGUGAAACUGACUUUCCUUAAUUGCACUAUUGUUCAGCCUGAUUGCUAUCUUCUAGCUCUUUCCUGCUGAGCAGUGGAGUCAUUUCCUUCUCACUUGGUUUAGAACUGACUUGGAAGAUCUAAAAGGUGCAUGUGUACAUAGUCCAUGUUAUCCAGCUCGGAAGAUUUGUGAUCUGUGAGUCAUCAUGACAGUUUUAUGCCAUGUAAGAUUUACUGGGUUGUUGAUUUUUUUUUCUCAUCCUGCCUCUGGUCCCAGUAGUCUUCAACAUCUAGAAAGUGGGUGCCACUCCAUUAGUGGGAGAGAGGCCAUUAAUGAUUCCCUUUGUCCUCUGCAGGUACCUCUGGUUUGUACUUGUAGAGGAAUGGUCUGGUGUCUAUCUUCUGGGAUGCACAUCUGGUUUUCUCUCUUUUAUCUUCAGAACCUAAUGCAAAUAGAACUUUGUAGGUCUGGAGGAGUGAACUCACUUUUCUUUCUGCAGACUUUUUACAAGUAAUACUAGCCUACAAAGUGUCAGUUACGUUUUUAUUGCUGUUAUAAAAGACCAUGACUAAGGAGACCCAUAAAAGAAACUGUUUAAUUUAGCUUACAGUUUCAGAGGGCUAGAGUCUGUGAUGGUGGAGUGAAAGAAUGGUUUAGAGCUCACAUCUUAAGCCACAAACUCUAGGCAGAGAGAGCUAACUGGGAACUGGGGAGUCUUCUGAAACCUUAAAACCCACCUCUAGUGACACACCUCUUCUAACAAGGCCACAUGUCCUAAUCCUUCCCAAGCAGUUUAACUAAGUGGGGACAAAGUAUUUACGUAGAUGAGCCUAUGGAUGGGGAGGGCAUCCUCACUCAAACCAACACACAAAGCAUCACUUUUCUUGGGUUCUGGAAACAUUGGCCAGGGGUGGCACUAUAUCUGUAGUUCUCUGUUCUAGGAAAUAUUAUCAAGUUUCCUGCCUCCAGAGCCUUCAGAGAGUUCUAUAUUUUAAAGCUGAUUUUCAAGGUCUAUAAAUAUUGUUGGCUACACAAAUGUACUUGUUAUGGAAAUUUUUUUAUAUUUCUCUGUGUAAUUUGGUUUCUAAAUGUUUAUGGGAGCAAAUUAGUGGGCACAAAAUUGUAGAUAUGUGCCAAAGGGCUCAUAGUACACUAAUGCUUAGCAUUGUUUGUCAUAAUUGCCUAUUUGUCUUCCUUUCUGCUCUGUAAGAGAAGGGAUUAUUGACUCUGUAUUACAGAAUACUGUAUUCCCCGUGUAUCAUGCAAUGUGUGUCAAAUAGCAUGAAAAUAUGGGUUUAAUAAAUAAUUCUUUAAGAAAGA